Molecule: messenger RNA, 411 nt
Organism: Dentiscutata heterogama
Lineage: Eukaryota; Fungi; Glomeromycota; Glomeromycetes; Diversisporales; Gigasporaceae
Source: the annotation of a GenBank genome assembly
AUGUCUGCAAAAGAAUUUUUUGACACUGCUGCCGAUAUAUUGGCCUCUUAUAUGCCUGUAAUCGGCACAGUGAAACUAAUAGUUGGAGAAAUUUAUCAAAUUUACGAGAAUGCAGAAUGUAACAAAGAACUUUGCCUCAUAAUGGUUGAUCGAGUAAAGGCAGCAGAAUAUUCUAUGGAUAGGAUAGUUAGAAGUGUAGAAAAGAAUAAAGAAAAUUUUCAAAAAAAAACAUAUUAUUUAGCUUUUGAAAGAUUUAAGAAUAUUUUAACACAAAUCAAAGAAUAUACUAAGAGUGUGUCAAAACUUAAAGGCUAUAAAAAAUAUUUUCUAGCGACAGAUAUUAAAAAGAAAUUUGAUCAAUUAACUACUGACUUUGACGAAUGCAUGAAUGAUCUGCACUUUGCUAUCGAU